CACGCGUCACUCGCGCCCGCCACACGCCGCGACACGCGCACGCGAUACCACGGUGCAUGUGCUUUAGUGACGGCUUCUCAGUGCUUUGAAGUGGAGCCACGGGCUACCGGCGCCGCUGGGCCCGUCAUAGGCCCGGGCGGCGGGAUGGAGUCCCCGCAGAUGUACGACGCGGCCGCAGCGCCACCGCCUCCUCCGCAGCCAGACCUCAAGAAGACGGUAGAAGACAAGCGACAGACCUUCCCUCCGCCAGACUUAGACGAGCUCAAUGGACAGGAAAUCAGUUUGGACUUACAGCACCUCAUCGAGGACCAGUUCCGAAGUGAGGAGAGCAUGGCCCUCUUCCAGGAGAUACUUCCUGGCGGCAAGUCGCCGCAGCCGCGGUACAACCGCACGACGCUGGCGUACAUGCCGCAGCCGGUGCACUCGGGCGCGUCCUACGCCCCCGUGCAGCCCAGCCAGGGCCACGACCAGGCGCCCCCCAUCAAGGAGGAGCCGCCCGAGCCCCACGACUACAGGCGAUCCGUGACCUGUGCGCAGUACACCGGCCAGUACAACCCUCAGCCGACCGUCGGCGUCAGUGGACCCUACGGCGGGGGAUUCACGCCGCUACCUCCUCUGGGAGCUCCUCUCCUCCCGCCGCUACUCAAACACAAGCCUGCUCCAGUGAGGCGCUCAUCUGGGAAAGUGCUGGACAAAGGUACAGACGAGUACAGAAGGCGACGCGAGCGAAAUAACAUAGCGGUGAGGAAGUCGCGUGAGAAAGCAAAAGUGCGCUCCCGAGAGGUGGAGGAGAAGGUGAAGACGCUCCUGAGAGAGAAGGAGGUGUUGCUGAAGAGGCUGGAGGCGGUGUCAGGCGAGCUGAGCCUGCACAAGCAGAUGUACGUGCAUCUGAUCAACCUGAACCACCCGGAGAUCACGGAGCUGUGCCGCUCCAUGCUGCAGCUGGGCGCGCCGCAAGCGCCUGAUCACUCACUUUGACCAUUAUAGAUGGUGUAAAAAUCGGCAAACCGGCCCGUGUGAUACUGUGCAUUAACUAAACUUAACAAAAAUGUGACGCCUCUAUUUACUAAGUUUAGUUAGCAGAAUUACUAUGUGAUUUUUACAGUUUACUUUUUUAUAAAUAUACACGGAUAGUUUAGAUUUUAAGCUAAAUAACGUAAGAUUAGAAGAAUACGUAACAAAACAUAGAUGCAUACGAUUGUACUAGAUACAGUCGACUCGUGGCGUAACGCGUACACCUAAAUAUUUAAUUAACUUACGGUUUUAACUUUAUUUUUGUGGAAAGUUUUCAAAUAAAUACGAGUUUUGUAUCGCGGUGACUUUUGCCGCUGGAGAUUUUUUGACAACAGUACCGCCGGUAGGGUUGUCAGUGGAACUUGUUUACGUGUAUAAUUUAAAAUGUUUUAUUAUUUAUUGAAGUAUAGUAUAUCUAUGUGCUUACGUGUUGUUAUAGUCUUACGUGCAAUACCUAUCAUCUGACGUUAGUGGCGCGUCCCGGCCGCCAAGAAGUGAUCUCAAACGUAGGCAGGGGCGCUCAGCGAACACGAUCACUGCCAUUGUUGUCUCGAAAAUGUACUCUAAAAUCAUUACAGUAAAGUCUAAGUUUACUUAAAGGCUGCAUCAUAGUUUUCGUUUGUUCAUUGUCAUGAUAUUCCAUCACUUUUCAUCGACUUCUGUUAACAUGACACCCCAUUAAUGAAGAUGUCGUUUCCAAAAAAUGUUCAUGAAAUGUGAAGGAUGUUAAAAAAUCCUGUUGAUUUCACGCAUGAAUAUUAACUUGUUAACUGUGGUUAUUCCUUAUCCUACACAUUUGGUGCCCUGGAGGUGAACGACAUCUGAAGACAUUCAUUAAACUCAUACAAAUACGACUGAUCAGAUUGUAUACCUUGAAGACAAUAAUUAUUUGAUGUUUUUCUUACGUUUCGUUAACAAUUAUGAUAGUUUACUGUAAUAUAUAGAAUAGUAUAGAGUUUUAAUGUAAAUUGGUUGUAUAUAAUUUUGAAUGAGUAAUCAAAUAUAUAGUUAUACAUAAUUGUAAUUGUUUUCCAUAACUCCUUGAGCGCGUGCUCGGGACAGGCGAGUACUGCGCUGUGCUAGCUGAGUACUGGUUACUGUUGGUUCGUAUUCGCCUGUUCUGACGCUAAAUUUUAUUGAUUGUUGAGAAAAACAACUAUUUUUCUUAUUAAAAUAUUUAAUGUGUACAUAAUGUGUAGUAGGCGUAGCGCUAAGCGUUUAGGUUUAAUGUUUCUUUGGGUUAAUAUUAUUUGUUGAGUCUAAAAUUUUUAUUCCUAUUAAAGUACCUUUAACUUCUUUUUUGUUAGAUAUGUUUCUUGUCUACUUACUUUAAGUUUAAGUGAUGUUUAAAUGAUAAAAUCAUGAUCUACGACGGCGUCGCCUGGAGGCAAGUACAAGGAGUUAUUUAUGUUAACAUACUUAUUGAUGUAAAUGUUGCGCUACUUAAUAUUGUUUAACGGUAGCUACAAGCACGGGUUACAGGCUGCUGCUCACAGUAUACUAAUUAUACGACAAACGCAAACAACAACACUGAGUGCCAACCCUCACGCAGCGAACUAAGUAAACGGAUAUUUUGUAAUGUGAUUUUAGCUGAGGUCGGGGAUGGCAGUCAUUGUCAAACGGGUCUCGAAACAGAUAGUUACCAGAUUGAAUCCUACAUGUAAUAAUGAAUAUAAGAGAAAUGGCAUCUACACACGUCAAGUUUGUACAUUUCAUAUUUUAUUAAACCGUAUUUUAAUAUAAUCGCUAUUUCUAUACACAUGCGUAUUUUUUUAAACUAACUUUUCAUAAAAUUUUGCAAAACCAACCUAUUUAUUAUAACAAUUUUGAAUAAUAUAUUUAUUUUUCACAAUUAUUUUUACAAAAUGUAUAUUUAUAUGUUGUAGGUAAGAAUGUUGUGUGUAGACGUCAUGAUACACUAUAGUCCGUCCCGUUUUUACCUGCUUUUAUUUAAAAUAAAUGUAAAAUAAGCCUAUGCACGAAAUAUCUUUCAAAUACUUGUGUAAAUUAAGAAACUAUAUGUACUAGACAUUGGCUUCAGUUCGUAAGUACGACAGCUCGCAGUGGGCGCGCGGAGGGCCGCUAGUUUCACUUGUUUUCUUAUGCUUGAUGUUAAAAAAAAUGUUGUUUUUAUUUUUAAAGUUUUUUUCUACGUCUCGUCCAGAUGGUGCUACAUGAUCAAAUCUUUCUAUACUUCUAGAGCCAAAGACUAUUGUUUUUCCUUAAUAUUUUGUUAUUGUGCCCGACAAUGUUAUAUGUCGAUAGAAAUGUAAAUAUGAUAUCAAUGCAAGCAAUUAUUGCACAAACAGAAGUACAGAGUUGAAUAUAUUUUACAAGUUAUAUUUCUAUCAACAAAUAACGAAUAUUUUUUAUAUAAUUUUGGAAUGAUUUUCGAAUAUGUAUAUGAUUUGGAUCCUACUGUACAUGUCGCUUUAAAGUCCUAUUUGGAAGGAAUGAGGCCUUGGUAUAUUUCUCUGACAAUAAUGCUAGUGGUUAUAAAACCACGUAACUUCGAUGUUAUAGGUGCAAUUAAAUUUAAUAUAUACCUAUUUAAUAGAAAAA
This is a messenger RNA of Helicoverpa armigera (cotton bollworm), 3576 nucleotides long. It is a transcript of the gene C/EBP, whose product is annotated as CCAAT/enhancer-binding protein. Gene Ontology annotation, molecular function: DNA-binding transcription factor activity, RNA polymerase II-specific; RNA polymerase II cis-regulatory region sequence-specific DNA binding. The record is from RefSeq and is a predicted model, not a curated record. Bases 145 to 978 code for a protein of 277 amino acids. Lineage: Eukaryota; Metazoa; Arthropoda; Insecta; Lepidoptera; Noctuidae. Gene Ontology annotation, biological process: DNA-templated transcription; regulation of transcription by RNA polymerase II. The transcript has 2 exons.